This is a messenger RNA of Fusarium vanettenii 77-13-4, 671 nucleotides long. RefSeq lists its product as uncharacterized. The transcript has 2 exons. Bases 97 to 429 code for a protein of 110 amino acids. The record is from RefSeq and is a predicted model, not a curated record. Lineage: Eukaryota; Fungi; Ascomycota; Sordariomycetes; Hypocreales; Nectriaceae.
CCAAGAUCAAUAUCACAAGCCACACAAAGCACAAGCACAAGCACAAGCACAAUCAAACUAUACCGUAUUUCUACUUCCAACAAAAGACAGCCCAAUAUGCCUCUCACAAGAACUCACCGCCAGACCACCCCCCGCCGCUCCAUCUUUAGCACCCGCCGUCGUGCUCCGGCUCGCUCCCACCACACUGUUACAACCACUACAACCACCACCAGAAAGCCUCGUCGCGGCUUCCUGGGCGGUGGUCGCCGUACCCAUGCUGCCCCCGUUCAUCAUCAGCAGCGCAGACCUUCCAUGAAGGACAAGGUCAGCGGAGCCCUUCUCAGGCUCAAGGGUAGCCUCACUCGCCGACCUGGUGUCAAGGCCGCUGGAACUCGACGCAUGCAUGGCACCGAUGGCCGUGGCUCUCAUCGCCGUGCCCGUCACUUCUAAACCCCCAAGAACGAGAAUCAGUAGAUGCUGGGCAUCUCAAGAGCAGGACGUGUCCAUGACACGCAUGUACCAUUAUGAUAAACGAUACCCUCAGUCAUGUUGAGAGAAGAACUGUAUUAUUAUGCCGCAUAUCAAGCAGCCUAAAUCUUUUGAACUUUCAGUCGCCAGCGACUUAUCUGUUACAACUUGCAGUCAAUCGAGACUACCAUACCAUAAUUCCUAGCACUCGUGUCUUUCCCAUC